Molecule: messenger RNA, 630 nt
Organism: Phytophthora infestans T30-4
Lineage: Eukaryota; Oomycota; Peronosporomycetes; Peronosporales; Peronosporaceae
Exons: 2
Coding region: 1-630 (209 amino acids)
Source: RefSeq, a predicted model, not a curated record
AUGUCCAAGUACGUGCCGGACUUUAAGAAUCUCAUCUUCGACCAGCUCGUGACCAACAAGGGCAAACUCAGCUACUGUUUCCAGGCUGUGCUAGAACAGCAGAUCAAUCUCUGGAACCACUGGCUUGCUGGCUACGAAUGUUGGCCGUUCAACCACAUCAACGUCGAUAUCGUAGGCUGCGCCGUAAAGGACAAGUCCAUCAUGGACUGGAGCGACGAUUCGCUCGGAACGAUUUACGAGGGCAUUUUGGACGGUGAAGGAAGCCCCAAGUGUCCGGACGAGUGCUACAGUCGCCAGGGUCAGACCGACACGAGUGGCUGCAAGGGCAAACCCUUCAACAUGUCUCUCUGGCCGUCGACAUCGGUGGGUGAGGGCGCUGUCGGUACGGGCGGUGACUGGGGUCAGCGCAUCGAAGUAAACCACUUUCUAGAGUAUCUGGACAAGGAACAUCAGAUGACUUUGCUGCACGAAAUGGGUCACGGUUUUGGCUUGCCGGAGAUGUACGUGGCCGAGAACAAGCCUUCGGGCUACCCUACUUGUGUGAUGGACGAGAAUUUCUCGCUCACCGACGGCGAUGGAUGGCUGCUUCGUAGCAUUCUGGAGAACAUUAAGUCUCGUUACAAGUUUUAA